This is a messenger RNA of Lampris incognitus (smalleye Pacific opah), 2856 nucleotides long. RefSeq names its product protein kinase, cAMP-dependent, catalytic, alpha, genome duplicate b (gene prkacab). Gene Ontology annotation, molecular function: protein kinase A regulatory subunit binding; cAMP-dependent protein kinase activity; ATP binding. The transcript is spliced from 11 exons. Gene Ontology annotation, cellular component: nucleus; cAMP-dependent protein kinase complex. Gene Ontology annotation, biological process: peptidyl-serine phosphorylation. The record is from RefSeq and is a predicted model, not a curated record. The coding region runs from base 806 to 1861 and encodes 351 amino acids. NCBI's taxonomy places the organism in Eukaryota, Metazoa, Chordata, Actinopteri, Lampriformes, Lampridae.
CCCUGGCUCCCUUAUUUUGCUUUUUUUUGCGUUGUUUUCUGAACGGGCGAGUUAGCUGUAUUUAUUUAUUUUUUGACAGAUAGUAAUCUAGGCCAACCAUAGCAAUAUACCGAAGAAGAUCCGUAGACAGGUGACCAACCGAUAUUCUCGUUCCCACUGUCAGUCAAUCCUACAUCCAGACGGAUAGGCGGGCCGUCCGCUGGCUUUCAGUUCCGUCAUUUCGCUCCUCUCCGGGUCGACGAGUAGGAGAAGGAGGGUGGGGGGCAGCAACGGUGAAUUGGGCAAAUAUCCACUGGAUCCGAAUCCCCUCUCGUCUUUGAUGAUGACAACUAGAUUUGGCAGAUGAGAAAGACUUGCCUUCGAGGGGAAACAACGACCCCCCCCCACCUCCACCCCCUCCCCCCGGCCACUGGUUUUCGUUGCUUCGGGCUAGGAAGAGGUAGGGAGCCGGGGCGAUGACUGGAUCCGUGUCUGGCCAACCGAGCUGAGGGCGGCUUGUGUUACCAAUCCUGGGUGACCAAGACACUCGGCUCGGGGUUUUUUAAUAACUGCAAGCCCCGAACAUCGGAUCGUACCGCUUUCCACCGAGUCAGUGGUUCUCGGCCAUCGGUGGAGGACGCCUGCCGUGGUGCUAUUCCAACAACAAAAAAGCUGUCGAGGUGUUUUGUUUUGUUUUGUUUUUGCGCUACGGGCAGCUCCUUUUGAGGAGAUACCUUUGAACAUAAUCGAGAUUUAAUCGGUCCGGGUCUGUUGGGGCUGCAGGGUGGGUAGUCAGCCACGGAUCGCCCGUCGAGAGGUUGGCAUCAUGGGCAACGCGCCCACGGCCAGGAAAGGCAGUGAGAUGGAAAGUGUUAAAGAGUUCCUUGCUAAAGCAAAAGAAGACUUUCUCAAGAAGUGGGAGAACCCUGCACAGAACACAGCUUGCCUGGAGCAGUUUGAAAGGUUGAAAACACUGGGCACAGGCUCCUUUGGGCGCGUUAUGCUAGUCAAGCAUAGAGAAACAGGACAGCAUUACGCCAUGAAGAUACUCAACAAGCAAAAGGUCGUCAAACUGAAGCAAAUAGAACACACCCUGAAUGAAAAGAGGAUUUUACAGGCUGUGAGCUUUCCUUUUCUUGUGCGAGUAGAGUACUCUUUUAAGGACAACACCAACUUAUACAUGGUGAUGGAAUACAUACCGGGUGGAGAAAUGUUCUCCCAUCUAAGGAGAAUUGGCAGAUUUAGUGAGCCUCAUGCUCGGUUCUAUGCAGCGCAGAUAGUUCUGACUUUUGAGUACCUGCAUGCUUUGGACCUGAUUUACAGAGACCUGAAACCUGAGAAUCUCCUCAUAGACCAACAGGGAUAUAUACAGGUCACAGAUUUUGGCUUUGCCAAGCGUGUAAAAGGUCGGACCUGGACACUGUGUGGCACACCAGAAUAUCUAGCCCCAGAGAUUAUUCUCAGCAAGGGAUACAACAAGGCAGUUGAUUGGUGGGCGCUGGGUGUGCUCAUAUAUGAAAUGGCUGCAGGGUACCCUCCUUUCUUCGCUGACCAGCCCAUACAGAUCUAUGAAAAAAUUGUAUCUGGAAAGGUGCGUUUCCCGUCCCACUUCAGUUCAGACCUGAAAGACCUCCUAAGGAACCUGCUACAGGUUGAUCUCACAAAGCGUUACGGCAACCUCAAGAACGGGGUCAACGACAUCAAGGGACACAAGUGGUUUUCGACCACCGACUGGAUUGCCAUUUACCAGAGAAAGGUGGAGGCUCCCUUUGUCCCCAAGUUUAAAGGACCGGGGGAUACCAGCAAUUUUGAUGAGUACGAGGAGGAGGAGAUCCGCAUCUCCUUCACUGAGAAAUGCGGCAAGGACUUUGCUGAGUUCUAGAGUGUAAAGCGAGAGAAGGCGCUGUGGAAAAGAAUAUGGUGGUGAAAGGACAGCUGAUCAGAAGCAAAAUGGAAGGAGGGAGAAGGGGGGGGCGAACUGGAGGUACUGUGUCUCCUGUCCGAUCACAUGCACCAGCGACAGAGAGAGGGAAGAAAAUGUGGAUGGAAAAGGGGGAAAAGCGCAAGGAGACUGAUAACCAGCAGUAUUGCCUUUUCUGUUGCAUUUCUUUUAUACUUCUGUCUUAUUAAUGGAUCCCUUUGUGUAAAAAAAAAAGGUGUGUAAGAGAUUCAUGGGUGUUAGGGACCUCGCUGUUAUUUAAAGUUUCCUUCACAUCACUUUACAUCUACCCCACUCUUUUAUGCUCCCCUUUAUCCACCAUUGCAACACAAUGUAGAAAAAAGAAAAGAAAAGAUCAUUCUGUCCAAAUUCUACUGUCAGGUCAUUUGUCAAGCCCACUGACUCUUGUACAAGUUUUUGUCUCUGUCUGCAGAAAGUUUUUGAUAACAGUUAAAAUAAGGGACAGCCAAUUAACUGGCUUGCUCACCGUUUCCCAGGUGGGUAGGUGGAAGCAUUAAUGUGAAUAUUGAAUGAAAAUCAAAUUAAAAUGAAUAGGAACAGGCAUUUGCAAACUGCAGUCAUCCAUUAGUUGUUCCUUAAUUGUUUAACGCUACCUGUUUAAGAUGAAAAUAAUGUUGUCCAAUAUCAUUGAUAAUAUUGCGGAGGUUGAGCUGAAAGGCUGUGAUAGUGAGAAAUGAGUCAUUAACAAUGGCUGUGCUUAUACAGUCAUAGGCAGUCAUUGAGGCAUAUUUUUCAUUUAAAAGAAUGUGUGAACUUUUAUUCUAAAAACGGUUGGUUAAGCUCUUGGCACCCUAUUUGCAGAACUAUCAAAAUGGCAUCUCAGGUUUGAAAAAAAAACAAAAAAGACACGACAUAGACAUGACACAGCUUGAAGCAAGUAUUCAAAUUAGCAGAUGAAGAAUGUGUAAAUAGCAAUG